AUGGCUGAACGUGUUGCUCAAAUUGCCUCUCACAUCAGUGACCCGAAAGGUCUACUGGCGGGACAAACCGCAAUAAUCACGGGAAGUGGACAGGGCAUUGGUGCGGAAGCAGCGCGCCUCUUUGCUCAGGAGGGUGCCAAAGUGGUUGUUUGUGAUGUCGAUUCAGACAUGGCGCAAAGCGUGGUGAAUGAGAUUGUCGCCUCUGGGGGCCAGGCAAUAGCAGUCUCUGGUGAUAUUACAGACAGAGACUACAUCAGCCAGCUCGUGCAGCGGGCUGCCCAGUUUGGAGGUGGAGAGAUCCAUAUCAUCGUGAACAAUGCUGGCUUCACCUGGGAUGGUGUAGUGCAUAAGAUGACUGAUAAGCAAUGGGUUGCCAUGGAGAAUAUCCAUGGUCUUCACGGAAACAUCGGCCAGUCUAACUACGCCUUCUUCAAAGCUGGUGUGUCUGGCCUAAUGAAGACGGUUGCAAAGGAAUGGGGGCCAGCGUUCAAUGUCCGAGCCAACACAGUGGCCUUUGGGUAUAUCGAGACGCGCUUAACGCAGGCGAAAGAGAUAGGGACCUUUAUCACAGGGCCAGGUGGUGAGGAGAUCCAGCUCGGAGUUCCUGGACGCAAUGGCAAAUCCUCCUUCGAGGAUAUUCCACUUCGCAGGCCAGGUUCGGCACAUGACGCUGCCAAGGUUAUCCUGGCUGUAUGCAGUCCCCUUUUCAGCUAUGUCACUGGACAGGUGAUCUCUGUAACUGGAGGGAGAAAUAUGUGA
Fusarium tjaetaba is the source of this 759-nucleotide messenger RNA. RefSeq names its product short-chain dehydrogenase. The transcript has 3 exons. NCBI's taxonomy places the organism in Eukaryota, Fungi, Ascomycota, Sordariomycetes, Hypocreales, Nectriaceae. Bases 1 to 759 code for a protein of 252 amino acids. The record is from RefSeq and is a predicted model, not a curated record.